Pogona vitticeps (central bearded dragon) is the source of this 1481-nucleotide messenger RNA. Lineage: Eukaryota; Metazoa; Chordata; Lepidosauria; Squamata; Agamidae. The record is from RefSeq and is a predicted model, not a curated record.
CAACCAUUCAAAAAAGUUGUAAGCAGGAUGGGAAGAGUCUCUCAGGAUGCUGUGUGACUUCUUUAGACAGCGGGAUGUUUUUCCUGUGAUUGUAAUCCUCUACCUGCGUGCAGACCACCUAUACACUCAGGAGAACAAAUCCAAGAUAUUUUGUGGUUAAUUAUUUGUCAAGAAAUGGAGUGGGAUCAGCUUGACAUGAACCCAAGAGUGAUUGCAGCUAUUAAGAAAGCAAACAUCAAAUCAAUCAAAGAGAUUUUCAAUCUUUCACAAGCAGAUUUGCGGAGACUGACAAAACUGUCCAGUGUGGAUGUACACUACCUGCUAAGAACAAUUUCCAGUGCCCUAAGAAAAGGCUCUGUCCUUACAGCUCUUCAGUUAUUUCAAGACAAAAACCACAGGACUUCCCAACGCCUGAGAUUAAGCUUGGGGUGUCCAGUUCUAGACGGCUUGCUCCGAGGUGGCAUUCCUCUCACAGGAAUUACUGAAAUUGCUGGCGAAAGCUCUGCUGGGAAGACGCAAAUUGGUUUGCAACUCUGCCUUACUGUGCAAUACCCACACAAAUAUGGUGGACUAGAAUCCGGUGCUGUUUACAUCUGCACAGAAGACAUUUUCCCAAACAGACGCCUACAGCAAUUGAUCGAGCAGCAGGCCAAGUUGCGGGAUGAUGUCCCCCCUGAUGUGGUGCAGAAGAUAAAAUUUGGAAAUUGUAUUUUCAUUGAGCAUGCAGCAGACUUAGACGCUUUCCAGGACUGCAUUAGUAAGAGGAUUAACGUACUGCUCUCGAGAGGCAUGGUGGGGCUGGUUGUCGUUGAUUCCAUUGCUGCCUUAUUCAGAUGUGAAUUUGGCGCUAAAGAUUCUGCCCUGAAAGCCAAAUACUUGCAAAUGUUUGGAGGAAUAUUCCACAGAUUAAGCAGCAAGUUCCGGAUCCCCAUCGUGUGCAUUAAUCAGGUAACUGACACAAUGGAGGAGAAGCAUUCUGUUCCUAGUAGUUCUGGGCGCAUGGCCAGGACAGUUGCUCCAGCACUUGGAAUAACUUGGUCCAAUCAACUACUGAUGAGAUUGAUGGUAAGCCGUACAAAUCAUGUAAUGGACACUGCCAGAAAUAUGCCGAGCUAUGGCGGAAAGUUAUUGAGGACACUGAGAGUUAUUUUUGCCCCUCACCUGCCCCAGAAUUUUUGCUACUAUGUAGUAAGCUCUGAAGGUGUGAAAGGAAUAACGGAAAACAUACAGAUGUAAUAACGGAGAAAGCUGUGAAGCAAUAUUCCUUCUAUUUCUUAUACAAAUAAAGCCAUCCCAUUUAAAAAAAAGAAAUCCUGAAGUUAUUCAUACCACAGUGCCAUCUUAUUUGACUACGAUGACAUUGCUGCAGUAGAAUCGCUUUCAAUUCACUCAGUCUUGGUUGUAACCUGGAUGGAAAAUGACAGCAACAAAUAGCUAUUAGAUGGUAACACCACUGUGUUGACUGUACAGUGGUGCCUCGC